GUGUGCAAAUGUAAAUUUAGUCGGAUGUAUGAUUUCAGAUAAAAGCUGUUGUUUAAUCAAUUUUUUUGUGCUACAUUAUUCAGUAAAGAAUAUAGAAUAAUUUCGAAGUCUUGUGGGUUGUGUAAUCACAGAUUUACCUUAUAAACUGCAUAAGAAAAUAAGGAAGUGCUCACGUUGUCGAAGUCAGCUUCUAACUUACAAUGGCCAAAGUCAAAAAUAAGAAAUCAAAGCUAGCUGAUGUCUACGCAAAGAAGCGUAAGAGGCAGCAAGCGCAAAAGACCCUGACUCCCUUUGAAAUUCACGUAAACAGAGACAAGCGAAAAGUUUUGGGACAGAAAAGUAAAGCAGAUCGAGGACUGCCAGGUGUUGCACGAACGAAAGCGAUCGCAAAACGAAAGGGAACUCUUCUUCAAGAGUACAAAGUCAAAGACAAAGAUAAUAUUUUACUUGAUAAACGAAUAUACCAGAAAAAUCCUCACAUGACUGAAGAGGACAAAGCAUUGGCUAGGUUCGCGAAGCAGCGAAUGAAAGCCCACAGUAAAAAAAAUAUUUACAACCUAAACGAUGAUGAAAUAUUAACACACAGAGGGCAGGCGAUCAUGGACAUUGAAAAAUUUGAUAAUCCAAGUAGCGACGACGAUCAGGAAGUGAGUGAUGAAGAAAACCGAGGUGGAAGAUUGAAUAAAAAGUUCUUGGAAGAAGCUCAUUUUGGGGGAGGAUUAUUGUCAAUGCCGGGUUCAGAAUCUUCUCGAAAAAGUGUGAUCGAGCAGCUGAUAGCUGAUUCAAAAAAGAGGAAAGCCGAGAGGCAAAAGACGCGGGAAGAAACUGAGGAGUUGACGGCAAAACUUGACGCUCAGUGGAAAGAUCUUUUGCCGCAGUUGGUCAAACCGAAUAAAGAAUUGGAGAAACCUGCAGAAAAGCCGAGACUUGACGAUUACGAUAUUACAGUGCGCGAAUUGAAGUUCGAAGCGCGGGGUCAGGCGACUGAUAAAUUGAAAUCCGAGGAACAAAUUGCUGAAGAAGAGCAUGUCAAAUGGGAAAAGUUGGAGGAAGAAAGACUGAAAAGGAUGGCAGGGUUUUUAGAAAAUGAUUUGUAUGGCAAACAUAAGUCUGCUGAUGAUUUGGACGAUGGAUAUCAAAAGGAAACAGUGGAUGGUGAAGAAAACAAUGAGAAGAGUGAUGAUGAGAAUGCUAAGUUGAAGGAUUCUGCAUCUGAGGGUGAUUCAGAAGAUGGUGAAAGUGAAGAAGAAGAAGAAGAAGAAGAAGAAGAAGGAGAUGUAGAUGAAGAAGUGGAAGAUGAAGAGAAGGAAGUGAAGGUAAAAGAAAAAGAAAAACUGAAUCCAGAAGCUGAUGCAGAAACUGAAAACGAGUCAGAAUCUGAAGAAGAGGAUGAUGAAGAUAAUUUAUCUGAUUUGAAGAUGAUCGAUUCUUCUAGUGAAGACGAAACACCACAAAAAUUCACAUCUAGUAAAACUAAAUCCAAAACUGAACCGGUAAUUGAGCCAAAAAGAGUGGGGCAAAAACUGAAGAAUACAACUGUAAUUGAAGAUGUUAAAGUAAAUGAAUCUCUGAAAGAAGCUGGCGAUAAAUUGUUGGAGAGUGCUCGAGCGAAUUUGCCACAUACGUAUACAGUACCUGAAACCUACGAAGAUUUAAAGAAAUUGCUAAAAAAUCACGACCAGGACCACCAGUCAGUGAUUGUGGAAAGAAUCAUAAAAUGUAAUCAUUGGCUUCUGGCGAAUGGAAAUAGGGAAAAAUUAUUGGGGUUGUUUGAACACUUAUUGAUGUACAUAGACUGUUUGGAUUUUUCGAGUGAAGAUAACAUCGUGAAAAGUUUUCAAAUAGUGGACAGGUUGUGUCCCCAUCUUUAUGAUUUAGCUCACGCAGGUGCUGAAAAUGCGAAGAAGUGCUUCCAAGAAAUUAUUAAAGCAAAGCACGAACAGUUUGAGGAGAACAAAAAGAAAUAUCCUGGCAUAAACUUGUUGAUAUUUUUGAAAUUAGCAUCCCUUAUUUUUCCUACAUCGGACUUCAGGCAUCCGGUGGUUACACCUUGUUUAGUAUUUAUGUCACAAAUACUACUGAGGUGUUCUGUUAAAAGGAAAAGUCACAUUGCUAGGGGAUUGUAUGUGACUACUCUUAUGUUAGAGUACACGUUACUCAGUAAGCGAUUUUCACCUUCCGCCAUAAAUUUUUUGCGCGGUUUAUUGUACAUUUCGAUGCCAAAGCCCGUAAAUAACGCAACGAUCAAAGUAAUUCCACCCUUUAAGAAACAGGGAGAAUUUAGCUGCCUAUUAGCACUUGAUGAAAAUGUGAUAAACGCAAAAAUUGAUCUUGAUAAAUGUAAAAUGAAAGCAUUAGAUCUCCUCGAGGAGGAAAUAGAUUCUGAUUUUAAAAUUAGAGUUUUUCUCUUAACAGUCAACCUAAUUUCUGAAUUCAGAAAGCUAUAUGAGGAAUUAGAAGCUUCAUAUUCAAUAUUUGAACCAAUCUUAAAAAUGCUCAAGUCUGAUUUUAUUAAACGCUAUCCCAAAAAUUUGAGGCCAAAGGUGAAAGAACUAAUUGGAGAAUUGGAGGCAAUGAAAUCGAAAAAAUUGGAACACAUCGUGCGUGAGAAAAAGAAACCAAAAACGCUGAGAUUGUAUGAACCACGAAUUGAGAGAGUGUACGAAGGUAGAAGGCACAAGAAAAUGACAGGAGAGAAGGCUGAGAAAGAAAAGAUGCUUCACAAAAUUAAGAGAGAGACGAAAGGAGCGAUUCGAGAAGUUCGAAGAGAUACUGCUUUCCUGGCGAAACUAAAAAUUAAAGAGCAGAUUAAGAACGAUCAAGAGCGUAAACGCAAAGUUAGAGAGAUAUUUGGUGAUGCUGCUGUUCAACAAAGUGAAUUUAAUAAAAUGAAGCGACAGAAAUAGUUAUUGAGUUAGAAAUUAAAGCGAGCAACUUUUAUCUUGAUUACAAAUGUCCGAAUCGCAUUCUUCACUUUUAUAAAAUAUGCUGUGCGUAUAUUUUUAUAUUGAUGAUUUUUGAUGCGAGACUGAUUGUGAACUUGAUGAAUGCUUCGUAAUGAAAUUUUCAUUCUUUGGGUAAGUUUAUCUUUCCUGAUGUUAUAAUUUAUAACACUUUGUGAAUUAUUUGUAUAUAU
Messenger RNA from Belonocnema kinseyi, 3136 nucleotides. RefSeq names its product nucleolar protein 14 homolog. Gene Ontology annotation, cellular component: nucleolus; small-subunit processome; Noc4p-Nop14p complex. The transcript has 6 exons. The coding region runs from base 201 to 2906 and encodes 901 amino acids. NCBI's taxonomy places the organism in Eukaryota, Metazoa, Arthropoda, Insecta, Hymenoptera, Cynipidae. The record is from RefSeq and is a predicted model, not a curated record. Gene Ontology annotation, biological process: maturation of SSU-rRNA.